AUGCAAGCUCAAACAAAUCCAAAUGAGGAUACAGAAUUCAAUGACGCACUCCGGGCACAUGGCAUCUUGCCUCCCAAGCCGCCAUCCCGAUCCCCCUCUCCGGAACCACCAGAAGCAUCAGAAGUACGGAAUGCACAGCUAAAGCAAGCAACAGUUGCAGACCUAGACGAGGAGAUCGAUCUUUUAGCCGAUGACGGAAAGGGAAACGAUGAAGAAGAAAAGAGAUUGAUAGAACUGCGACGGAGAAGAAUGCAAGAUUUGAUAAAAGAACAAAAGAAAGGCAAAUUUGGGCGAGUAUAUCCGAUAGCAAGACAAGAUUAUACCCGGGAAGUGACUGAUGCAAGUAAAGAACCCGCAGAUGGACAAUCAGCACAAGAAGAAAGAGAAGAAGAAGAAAGGCAGCGGACCAAAGGAACGAGCGUAAAUGAAGAGCAACCACAGAGGAAAGGAACGGGUGUAGUAUGCUUCUUGUACAAUGAUGCACUAGAAACUUGCCGACUUUUGUCAGGAUUCUUGGAUACGCUCGCAGCCAAAUAUCCAGCUACGAAAUUCGUUAGUAUCGUAGGUGAUAAAUGUAUUCCAAACUAUCCUGACAAGAAUCUUCCGACGAUGUUGAUUUAUCGAAACGGAGAAUUGCAUCGACAAAUUGUUGGCCUACGACCGGAGAUUGGUUUAGACGGAAUGAAGACAAAAUUGGAGGACAUCGAAUUACUCCUGCUAGCUGUAGGUGUAAUUGAACGCUCUACAGUACCCGGAUCAUCGAGCUACGAGCCAGGAUUGCAAUUCAAAGACCCUAAAAAGAACCCUGAAGAGGGAGAAGAUCAGGAUGAAGAUGAAGGAUUCGGUGGAAACAGAACGAAGACUAAGCCAACUAUCAGAAGUCAAGAGGAAGAAGAUGCAGAAUUGGAUUGGGAUCUAUAG
This is a messenger RNA of Meira miltonrushii, 921 nucleotides long. Its product is annotated as thioredoxin-like protein. Bases 1 to 921 code for a protein of 306 amino acids. Gene Ontology annotation, biological process: protein folding. The transcript is spliced from 3 exons. NCBI's taxonomy places the organism in Eukaryota, Fungi, Basidiomycota, Exobasidiomycetes, Exobasidiales, Brachybasidiaceae. The record is from RefSeq and is a predicted model, not a curated record. Gene Ontology annotation, cellular component: cytoplasm.